UGGACUGCUGCCGUUUACUGUGGCUGCUGCUGAUGAGCUCUGAUUUUCUCCCACAGUGCAUGUGCUGCUGUUUAAAGACAAGUAGACAAACUUUAGGACAAACACACGCUUCUCCAUGGAGAUUGAAAACAUGGUGGCAAACAGUGCUCUUAUUAAAGCCAGGGAAGGUGGAGGGGGUAAAGGCAGAAGCUGGAAAUGGAAGGAGAUGCUUCGCUUUCCUCACAUCAGUCACUGUACGGACCUGGCUAUGAACAUUGAACGAGAUUACUACAGUGUGUGUGUGAGGCAGCCUAUCGGCAGAAGACUCUUUCAGCUCUUCUGUCGCAGUCGUACUGAUCUGCAGAACUACAUGUCCCUCCGGGAUGCCUUGGACACGUUUGAGACCAAGGCGGACGAGGACAGGAAAGACUUUGGCAUCAACAUCAUUCAGAGAUUCCUAACGAGUCAGUCCAGUCAGUGCAUCCCUAUCCUGCUGAAACAUGGAGAAAGCUGUAUUCAGAGUAUGGAGGCGGAUCCGUGUGUGGAUGUCUUUCACGAAUGCUCCAAAGACCUGCACAAACACCUGAGUGGAGAGCCCUUCUUCCAGUACCAGGACAGCAUGUUCUUUGACCGUUUCCUGCAGUGGAAGAUGUUGGAGAGGCAGCCCAUCAGCAAGAAGCAAUUCAGACAGUACAGACUACUGGGGAAAGGAGGCUUUGGAGAGGUGUGGGCGUGUCAGGUGCGGGCCACAGGAAUGAUGUACGCCUGCAAGAAACUGGAGAAAACCCACGUGAAGAAGCGACGAGGAGAAUCUAUGGCUCUGAACGAGAAAGAGAUAUUGGAAGGGCUGGACAGUCGAUUUGUGGUGAAUCUGGCAUAUGCAUAUGAGACCAAGCACUUCCUCUGCAUGGUUCUGACCAUGAUGAGCGGCGGGGACUUGAAAUUUCACAUUUAUAACAUCGGCGAGCCGGGCCUGGAGAGAGCCAGAGUAUGUUUCUAUGCUGCAGAGGUCUGUUGUGGUAUACUUCACCUCCACCAGAAGUCAAUAGUAUACAGAGAUCUGAAACCAGAAAACAUUCUACUGGAUGACAAUGGACACAUUCGCAUCUCUGACCUGGGCCUGGCUGUGAGGCUGUCUGAGGGGAGACUGGUGCGAGGCAGGGUGGGCACACUGGGAUAUAUGGCUCCAGAGGUGAUCAGCCACGAUCACUACGGCAUGAGUGCAGACUGGUGGGGCCUUGGCUGUCUGAUUUAUGAAAUGACUGCAGGACAGCCGCCGCUCAGGGCCCGAGGAGAGCAUCCAAAUACCUCGGAGAUGGAGCGAAGGAUAAAAAAGCAACAGGAAGAAUAUAAUAACAAAUUCAGCCCUGACGUAAAAGACCUCUGCUCUUUGCUGCUGACCAAGGAUCCAAAGCAGAGGUUGGGCUGCCAUGGUUCAAAGGGGAAAGAUGUACAGUUUCAUCCUUUCUUCAAAAAAAUCAACUUCAGAAUGCUGGAGGCGGGACUUGUCAAUCCGCCCUUCAAACCUGAUCCCCGACAGGUGUAUUGCAGUGAUGUACAAGACAUUGAAGAGUUUUCCUCAGUGAAAGGAGUCACUCUGGACCAAAUGGACAACAGCUUCUACUCCAAGUUUAACACAGGCAGUGUCCCUAUAACCUGGCAGAAUGAGAUGAUAGAGACAGGAUGUUUCCGGGAGCUGAAUGUUUUUGGUCCUUCUGGGUCUCGAACUCCAGAUCUGGACUGGACACAGACCCCCGAGAGCCCCAAACGCAGUCUGCUGGACCGAUUCCGCCGCAAACAUCAGAAUUCAGACUCAUCAGAGGAGAGCAGACAGAGCUUGUUGCCCAGUGAAAGCUACAUUAAGUCAGGACUCGUCAGUACUACCCUCUGAAGACUGUCACAGCAGACAGAGUCAUCAAUGGCACUAGCUGUGUCUCAAUUCAAGGUCUGCACACUUUGCGGUAUAAGGAGGCUGCCGUCUCUGGCCACAGCCAACCAGACGUCAUGUUAUAAAAUGGGCUAUAACUCACAAAGCUCCAUUUCUGGCAUGAAAACACCCGUGGGAUAUGUGGGAUAU
This is a messenger RNA of Solea solea (common sole), 2056 nucleotides long. It is a transcript of the gene grk5, whose product is annotated as G protein-coupled receptor kinase 5. Gene Ontology annotation, cellular component: cytoplasm. Lineage: Eukaryota; Metazoa; Chordata; Actinopteri; Pleuronectiformes; Soleidae. The coding region runs from base 116 to 1870 and encodes 584 amino acids. The record is from RefSeq and is a predicted model, not a curated record. Gene Ontology annotation, biological process: signal transduction; regulation of signal transduction; protein phosphorylation. Gene Ontology annotation, molecular function: G protein-coupled receptor kinase activity; ATP binding. The transcript has 16 exons.